This is a messenger RNA of Somion occarium, 3776 nucleotides long. The record is from the annotation of a GenBank genome assembly. NCBI's taxonomy places the organism in Eukaryota, Fungi, Basidiomycota, Agaricomycetes, Polyporales, Cerrenaceae.
AAGUUCGAGUUACGCCUCAUCGACAUCGUUGAUUUCGCCCUCGCCAUCGUCCUCAACAAUGGCUACACGUCGGAUGGUGCCCCCGCGCACUCGUACAAUGAGUACAAUGCACCCGCCAUCCUCACACUCAAAUCGACCGAGGUCUGCCAUGGCAAAACCCACCUCCACUCAGCGCUCUGCCCUCGCCACACCUACUGAGGACUCUUCCGAAGUAGGCCCCUCUAUACCCAGACUUGUUAGAACAAAUGCAGGCUCAGAUGAGGGAGAAACGAAUAUUCAAGUCGUCAUCCGUUGCAGGAGGCGAUCAGAACGAGAAAUCCAAGAGAAUUCGCCCAUUAUCGUGACAACCCAUGGGGCGAAGGCGCAAGAUAUAACGAUCGAGACAGCUACGCCUGUAUCUAGCCUAGGUGUGAUCACCUUACCCCCUACUCGCACAUAUCCUUUCGACAUGGUCUUUGGUCCUGAGGCAGACCAAGCCCUGAUAUACCAUGAAGUCGUCAACCCCAUGCUCAACGAGGUCUUGGCUGGUUACAACUGCACUCUUUUUGCUUAUGGACAGACAGGUACAGGAAAAACGUACACAAUGCAAGGUGACCUCGCACCUACACCAAUGGGAAACCCUUCAUCACACGCCGGAAUGAUUCCCCGAGUCCUAUUCCAUCUCUUCCAUCAGUUGGAGACAUCUGGUACUGACUACAGCGUCAAGAUAUCAUUUGUCGAGCUCUACAAUGAAGAGCUUCGCGACCUCCUUGCGCCUGAUCUUUACGCCCCAGUUGGAACCGUCCAACCGAUGGCAUUAGGUUCUUCCAAGGAUGGCGGCAACCAAGGCGGUCUCAAGUUAUUUGAUGACUCCAACAAGAAAGGUGUCUUUAUACAAGGCUUAGAAGAAACUCCCGUGAAGGAUACCGCUGACGCUUUGGCCCUUUUAACGAAGGGAAGCCAUCGAAGGCAGAUCGCCGCCACAAAGUUCAAUGAUCAUUCCAGUCGUUCACACUCCGUUUUCUCGAUUACCGUCCAUACGAAGGAAACAUCGGCAAUGGGCGAUGAUCUUUUGAAAGUCGGGAAGCUCAAUUUGGUUGAUUUAGCCGGAUCUGAGAACAUCGGCAGGUCAGGUGCAGAGAACCAAAGAGCCCGAGAAGCUGGCAUGAUCAACCAGAGCUUGCUCACCUUGGGACGAGUAAUCAACGCUCUUGUUGAUAGGUCGUCACAUGUGCCUUACCGUGAAUCCAAAUUAACUCGUCUCCUUCAAGACUCCCUUGGAGGACGAACGAAGACAUGCCUUAUCGCCACCAUCUCACCCGCUCGCUCCAAUAUGGAGGAGACAUUGUCCACCCUCGACUACGCCCUCCGUGCCAAGUCCAUCCGCAACAAACCAGAAGUAAAUCAACGCAUGUCUCGAAAUGCUCUUCUGAAAGAAUACAUUGCCGAGAUUGAACGGCUCAAAGCGGACGUUCUUGCUGCUCGCGAGAAGAAUGGCAUAUUCUUUUCAGAGGAGACUUGGCAACAGAUGACAAUAGAACAAGAACUCAAGGAAACCGAGAUGCAGGAAACCAAGAAACAGGUUGAGAUCGUCGAGAACCAGCUUCGGAACGUCCGUGAAGAGUUCGAGCAAAGUAUUGGAUUGCUCAUGAAGAGGGACGGAGAGCUCAGAGAGACCAAGGAGAAGCUGAUGGAGACUGAGUCGGAGUUGGUCAUGAAAGACGGCCAGCUUCGUGCAGUCAAAGGAGCUUUGGAGGAGGAAGUCGUGGUAAGACAGGCGUACCAAGAGACUGAGACUGUUCUCGACGCCGUUGCGACUGAACUAAAGCAAGUUGCACAUCAGAGUGUCAAUGACCUGGGUCGUGUCUUCGGCAAGCUGGAACGCAAAACUUCGGUCUUCCAAGCUAACUCGAAAGCCGUAUCCACACACUCCCAGACUAUCAGCUCGACAGCUCGAACAGCCUCAACACAACUGGACGAUUUCGUGAAGAUCUCCAAACAGCAUGUCCAGCAGCUCAAAUCGGAAGCCGAACAACACAAGACGAAAGAACUGGAAACUCUGGCCAAUGUCUCUGCACGAAUCAAUGAGCAAAUCGAAAAGAUCCGCGAUGCGCUCAAGAUCAUUCACUCCAAAGAUCAGGUCUCGGACGAGGCGCUGAGCUCCAUCCAAUCUACGGUCCAGGAAACACAAGACGGUAUUAAAUCCAGCUUCACCACAUGGGCGGAGGACCUUCGACAACACACUGAAACUACGUGCAAGACUGCAGAGGAAUCAAACGCUGCGUGUGUCGCAACCGUCGAGACGGCUUUCAAGUCCUUGGGCUCCAUCACUCACUCAUUGCUGCAGCAGGCCCAAGGACGCAUUGUAACUGAACGGAAGUCCCUGCUCGAAGUCAAGGCGCUAGCAGAGAGCACGUCUAAAGCUGAAAUCACUCGACUCAAGCAGCAGAAUGCUCUUCUCAUCCAAUUAUUGGAGUCAGAGAAGGUUAAGGCUGAACGCGCCAAAGACGAACUGAUGAAACAGUUCUCGAGUUUACUUGGUAACUUCACAGCCGAACGAGAUCGAAGCCUCAGAGAAACCUUCUCGCAGAUGACGAAGAGUAAUGCGUCUGCGGAGGAGGGAAUGCUCAUCUUUAGCAGUCAGCAAGGAAAAGCUGUUGAUGCUGUCGUAGCAAGUGGCAGAGAUUGGAGUGCCGCUCUUGAGAAGUCUGGCGUUGAGGUCAAGAAAGCGCAAGGCAGUGGACAGAAGGCUGUUGAUACUCUAGCUGCUACCUCUCGUGAAGGAUUGGCUACAACACAGAAGACGGUCACUACCUUCACGGUCACUUAUAGUAACAAUCUGAAGAGGCAGCUAGACACUUCAAAUGCAUCGUUGCACGAGGCAUACGACCAGAUGUCUCGCGCAAAGAGAGCCAGGAUUGAUACCACCGAUUCCUUGGCCACCGACGCUCAGUCGGGUUACAGGUUCAUGCAACGUGCAGUGGCCUCGACCUCACGUAACAUUGACUUGACGUCAAGCAAGAUAGUAUCUGAGGUUGGUACAAUUCAGCAUCUGUCCAUAUAUGUCAAAUACUCACCUUAUAUGCAGGCGACCGGUCUCUCCAAUGCAAUGGAGAGCUACCGCAACACCGGCACGAAUCAACUCUCUACCAUUCGCCAGACGACGCAGAAUCUCCUUGAGAAUGGCACGAAGGAGGAUACCCCCACUGGCACAACACCUAGGAAACGUUCUUGGACAUUCACAGACGAGUGGGAAUUGACCAACAAUCGUGAAGUUAUUCUCCAAGAUUGGCGACGACGCGGCACUUCGUCGAGCAAGAGUGAUACGUUCAUCGCUGAACAUCUUCCUCUGCCCGAUGGCGGGCUUUCAGAAGACGAACAGGAUGCGAUGACAGAGAGCGAAGCUGAAGAUCAAGGCCAGGAUGAGACAAUCAAAAUUGCCUCUCCAGUCUCCGUAGCGCCCGCAAGUCUUGCCUCGUCAAGGUCCUCAUCGUCAUCUGAGCCUUCUGCCCUGGAGCUCUCUACAUCCUCGACGUCAUCAAGAGCCCCGUCUGUAGCCGGCAAUGCGAAACCUUCGAGACCACCAAGCAGGAUGAGGUCGGGAUUGCCCACCAAAGGAACACUAACCGAACGAUCGACCAAUAUUGUGGGACUACGAGGGGUUAAGCGGCCUACACGCAGAUAAUCCAUAAAGCUCUAUUAUUUGUUGAAUUUCUUUGAUUUGGGAUGCGUUCUUCUCUGUUUAUUCUAUCUAUUAGUUCACAGUGUAUCAAUGGAUGAAGCUAAGCUUGUAGUCU